Molecule: messenger RNA, 1005 nt
Organism: Camellia sinensis
Lineage: Eukaryota; Viridiplantae; Streptophyta; Magnoliopsida; Ericales; Theaceae
Source: RefSeq, a predicted model, not a curated record
UUUUCUUUUUUUUUUCUCAUCAUUUGCAGCCAUGGAAAGGAAGAGCAAAGGUCGUCAGAAGAUCGCGAUGACAAGAAUGUCAAACGAAAGCAACCUAAUCAUUACCUUCUCAAAGCGUCGUUCUGGGCUAUUCAAGAAGGCAAGCGAACUCUGCACCCUAUGUGGCGCUGAAAUUGCCAUCAUCGUUUUCUCUCCUGGCAAAAAGGCCUUAUCUUUUGGCCACCCUUGUGUUGACACUGUUGUAGAUUGUUUUCUCUCUCGAAACUCUCCACCCAAUUCAGGCUCGCUCCAACUUGUCAAGGCUCACUGCAAUGUGAAUGUUAGCAAGCUCAACUUGCAACUUACUGAAGCACUUGAUAUGUUGGAAGCAGAGAAGAAAAGAGGCGAAGAGCUUAACAAGAUGAGGAAAGCUAGCCGAGAUGGGUGUUGGUGGGAAGCACCGGUUAGCGAGCUUGGACUUCAACAACUCGAGCAAUUGAAGGUUGCAAUGGAGGAUCUAAAGAAGAAUGUUGCAAAGCAAAGCAAGAAGAUUCAGAUGGAGGAAUCGAACCCCUGGAGGUUUAUUGAAGCUGGGUCAAGUUCCAUGGGAGGGCAUGUUGGAGGUGCUUCUCAUGAUGUUAAGGUUUCUGGGCUAGUUCUGUCCAUGACUUCACAUGGAUAUACCCUCGGCUAUGGACAUGGAUUUUUUUGAUGUUUUGUCGUUUGUUGCUACGAAGAACUUGCAUGCUUGCUUAUGAUUUUGGGUUUAAUUUGUUGGAAUUUUAAUAAAAAUAAAAUUAAUUAUUGCUAUUUAAUUUGUUUGACUGUUACAGGUGCGUCUGAUGGUGUUAAGGUUUCAGGGCUACUGUCCAUGACUCCACAUGGAUAUACCCUCGACUACGGACAUGGAUUUUUUUGAUAUUUUGUCGUUUGUUGCUACGAAGAACUUGCAUGUUUGCUUAUGAUUUUGGGUUUAAUUUGUUGGAAUUUUAAUAAAAAUAAAAUUAAUUAUUGCUAUUUAAUUUG